UGGACACGGUUUGGAUACAUAUUGGACACGGAUUGGACACAAUGAGCGACCGUCGCCGACAGGAAAUCGAAGAGAAGCGUGCAAAGCUCGCCGAGCUGCGGCGGGCGCGUGACGAGCGCAAACAGCUCCUCGCAAACGCAGACCAGGCAUCAGAGCCCAUGGCCACAAACCGCCGCGACGUCAACGACCUCGUCGACUCCCUCCUGACCCGCCCCACCUCCCCGUUCACCCCGGCGCCCUCUUCCCGCCCCUCCGCGUUUGGUACGCCUGGACGACAAUCAGGGUCAACCCCUCCGUCCAGUAUACCUGGCACUCCGGGAGGUCGCGCAAGCCGACUGAGCAAUGAGGGAAGCUUGGGGAGGGCCACUGGACCCACCUCCGGUAUGGGCAUGACAGGCCUGCCUGCUGCUGCCGAUAGGGAGAGCAUGGUGUCCCCGUUUCCUCGGCCUGCGACCGACUUUGUGGACCAUCAAGAAGAGCUGUUUGAGCUUCCUACAAAGACUACCAAGCCAGCCCCAGUCACCUAUUCCAAAGGAAUCCAAACGAUGGUCUCGUCGUUUGCAACGGACGUCAAUUUUGACGACGACAUUUCCGACACUGAAGAAGAAAGACGACAGAAGAGGAAUUUGCGAGACGGCGAAACUGGAAGAGAGACUGAGGAUGAGAUGCGGAAGCGGAUCUUGGAGGAGUUGGAAGAGGAGAGGAAGGCCUUGGAGAAUGAACUGAAAGAGUUGAAAGACAAGUCAGAGGGGUUGAAGGUACCUGAGCUUUCGGAUGAGCAACGACAAGCCGUGUUUGCGGCUCCAGACUUUUCGUCCUUCAUUGAACAGUCGACGCGAAUAGCUCAGAGAGCCCUUAGUGAUGGGUACGACUACAUUAAGGACUAUACCAUCGGUGGCGACGGUGCUUUUGACGAGUCUGAGGGUGUGAAGGUGAAGCUCUUCUGUGCGUUCUCCGACGAAAGAUGGACCAAUGGCCGUUCCGUCACAGACGUAGACUGGUCACCAAAGUUCCCAGAAUUGAGUGCCGCGUCCUACAACAGAAAUCCUUCAGCAGUCAACGAUCCCGAUGGGAUCGUUGCUGUUUGGAAUCUCCACCUUCUGGAACGACCCGAGUUUAUCUUCCACUCACCUUCCGAUGUGCUAUCCGUGACCUUCUCCCCAUAUCACCCAACCCUCAUCUUUGGUGGUUCUUACUCUGGCCAAGUCCUUCUCUGGGACACUCGGGCGAAACACCUUCCAGUUCUCAAAACCCCUCUGUCGGCAACAGGUCACACUUACCCCAUCUAUGAUAUGAAAAUGGUCGGAACGCAAAACGCCAACAACCUUAUCUCGAGCAGUACGGACGGACUCGUCUGUUCGUGGCUUGCUGACAUGCUGGCUCAACCCCAGGAAACUCUCCCUCUCACCAUGCCAUCGCAUAACAAAACCGAUGAAGUCUCCAUCACCACCUUUGAUUUCCCCGACAACGAAACCUCCACCUUCUGGAUUGGUACUGAAGAAGGCUCCGUCUACCAAGCCAAUCGAUAUGACCGUGCUUCCGCCAAAGCGGGACUGAACACUGAAGACAUCUACAAAGGUCACGCGGCGCCCGUGACGGGCCUACACUUUCACCCAGGAACGGGGCCGAUUGAUUUCUCAGACUUGUUUUUGACAAGUUCGAUCGACUGGACGGUCAAACUUUGGCGGACAAAGGCUGCUGCUACCGCUGCCACCGCGAAGGGCACUGCUGGAGCUGGGGUGCAAGGAGGCAAAGGGGAGGAUAGGGCAGUUCCGCCAAUGCACUCUUUCGAGGAAGCGGGGGAUUAUGUGUUUGAUGUCAAGUGGCAUCCGCACCAUCCUGCGGUUUUCGGAUCAGUGGACGGGACAGGCAAAUUCGAUCUGUGGAAUAUCAAUCAAGAUGUCGAGGUGCCGAUCACAUCCACCCAAGUCUCUCCCCGGGCUAUCAAUAGACUCGCCUGGGACCGUACUCCCACCUCCCGUAAGGCAGCGCUCGGCUCCUCCGAUGGGAAAGUGUAUGUGUACGACGUCGCGGAGAAGCUUGUCUUGCCACGAGAUGGGGAGUGGGUAGAGAUGCAGAAGACCGUGCAAGGAAUGGCAGUGGCUAGGGAGGCCGGCGGAGCGGGUGUACUCGGGGGUGAAGCCGGGAUGGGAGCUGGAAAGUAUGACAGGAGGGCUUAAGGCUUCGCUCCAGCCCUCAAUUACGAUGUAACGACAUAAUGAUAUUUCCGACAAAGUACUCUACUCGAGUCCAAUAGAGUUGAUGGAUGGUAUAUUGCAGCACUCGCCAUCUAGGUUGCUCAUGUUCUUUCG
Molecule: messenger RNA, 2312 nt
Organism: Cryptococcus amylolentus CBS 6039
Lineage: Eukaryota; Fungi; Basidiomycota; Tremellomycetes; Tremellales; Cryptococcaceae
Exons: 9
Coding region: 42-2180 (712 amino acids)
Biological process (GO): transport along microtubule
Cellular component (GO): cytoplasmic dynein complex
Molecular function (GO): dynein light chain binding; dynein heavy chain binding
Source: RefSeq, a predicted model, not a curated record